UUAACCAUUUCAUUGGUUUUUGCAGAUCAUCGUCACUUUCAUGGCUGCAACAACCGGGGAAGUUAAGGUUUUGGGAACAUGGUGGAGCCCUUUCGCGCUACGCACCAUGAUUGCUCUCAACCUUAAGUCUGUCGGUUAUGAGUUGAUUGAGGAGACGUUUGUACCUAAGAGUGAACUUCUCCUUAAACUAAACCCGGUUUUCAAGAAAAUCCCAGUUCUCAUCCAUAACGAUAAGCCCAUUUCCGAGUCUCUCAUCACUGUUCAGUACAUCAAUGAUGUUUGGACUUCUGGGCCUUCCAUUGUUCCCACCGAUCCUUAUGAUCGUGCCAUCGCUAGCUUUUGGUCAUGUUAUAUUGAUGAUCAGUUGGUCUCAAAUUUGCGUGCAAUAUCGGCUGCGGCGGGUGAUUUGGAAGCCAAGAAGGCUGCAAUAGACAAGCUAGUUGAAGGGCUAGUGUUGUUGGAGGAAGCCUUCAAGAGCAUAAGCAAUGACAAGAAGUUCUUUGGUGGAGACACCAUAGGAAACUUGGACAUUGCAUUGGGCAGCUUCAUAGGAUGGUUUAAGGUUGUGGAGGCGUUUAAUGAUGGCGUCAAAUUGUUUGAUGAAACUAAGGUUCCCGGUUUGGUGAAAUGGGCUGAAGAUUUCGUUGAUGAUAGUGCGGUUAAGGAUGUGUUCCCUGUUAUUGACAAGUUGGUUGAGUUUGCAAGGGUGUUCUUGAGCAAAACAACACAAUCUUCUUAGGUUGUUGUUUGGUUCUUUGAUUCUCAUUUUGGUUUUUUUGGUUCUCUAGCACAAGUCAUUGGCUCAUUGCUCUUGUUAAUUUUCUUAGUCUGCCCAUGAGACCUAUGCAUGGGGAAUAAAGUUUAUGCCUUUUAUGCUUUUGAUGAUA
Ipomoea triloba (trilobed morning glory) is the source of this 887-nucleotide messenger RNA. RefSeq names its product glutathione S-transferase U18-like. Bases 41 to 739 code for a protein of 232 amino acids. NCBI's taxonomy places the organism in Eukaryota, Viridiplantae, Streptophyta, Magnoliopsida, Solanales, Convolvulaceae. The transcript has 2 exons. Gene Ontology annotation, cellular component: cytoplasm. Gene Ontology annotation, molecular function: glutathione transferase activity. The record is from RefSeq and is a predicted model, not a curated record. Gene Ontology annotation, biological process: glutathione metabolic process.